Messenger RNA from Salvia miltiorrhiza (redroot sage), 1189 nucleotides. RefSeq lists its product as uncharacterized. Lineage: Eukaryota; Viridiplantae; Streptophyta; Magnoliopsida; Lamiales; Lamiaceae. The record is from RefSeq and is a predicted model, not a curated record. The coding region runs from base 308 to 1135 and encodes 275 amino acids. The transcript has 6 exons.
CUCACGCACGGUUAGCUUGUGUUUUGGCGUGUGUAAUAUGAACGAUGGUCGAUACGGCUUUAGAAAAAAAAAACAAAAAAAACUUUGCUGUUUGCCAAACACUUUCCAUUUACCAGAAAAGCCCAAAAAGAAGUGAUAAUCCUAUUUCUUAGAAGAAACGAAAAAAAAAAAACAGAAAUAGAGUUUGAGAACCCUAUUGUAAGUCUGUAAAAGAUAAUCCCGUGAAAAAGGGAAGCGAGAAAAAACACAAAGGAGAGGGGCACAUUUCUUGCUCAAGACUCAAGUGUGGUUGGUUCAAACUUGCGCCAUGGCUAUGAUGAGAUGCUGCCCAAAUCCAUACCCUUCAGCGACCCGCAAGAUUACUCAACUGUACAACAAUCUCAACCUCUUCCGCUCCACUCCGCCGCCGUUAUCGUCCACAAAGUUACGCUCUGUCUCAGUACUAUCAUCAAUCUCGACGCAUUCCGUUGCUCACGACGAUCUUCAAGCUCCCUCUUCCAAGCACAAUGCCUCCCCCUUUUCAGGUUUGGAUGAGAUGAUGACGGGAUUCAUAUUCGGGAAGAAAAAGGCAACUGAGGUUGCUCACGCGGUGUGGAAGAAUGUUGUCCGGAAAGGGGAUAUGGUGAUUGAUGCCACUUGUGGCAAUGGUUACGACACAUUGGCUAUGUUGAGAUUAGUUGCUGAUGAUGAAGGCAGAGGCCGUGUUUUUGCAAUGGACCUUCAGAAAUCUGCUUUAGAAAGCACUUCAUCUUUGCUGGAUCGAUCACUCACUCCUCAUCAGAGAGGACUCGUUGAACUUUAUGCUAUGUGCCACACUAAAAUGGAAGAUCUUGUUCCCAGUGGUGCUGCUGUGAGGUUAGUUGCGUUCAAUUUGGGGUACCUACCGGGAGGCGACAAAAAGAUCAAAACGGAGUCAGAAACAACACUAGUUGCAUUAGAGGCUGCCAAGAGAAUCCUUGCGCGCGGAGGUCUCAUCAGUAUACUGGCCUAUGUUGGCCAUUUUGGUGGAAGGGAGGAGUUUGAGAAGGUGCGGUCCUUUGCAGCUGAGUUAGAUGUUGAUAAUUGGGUGUGCUGCACACUCCAAAUGUUAAACAGGCCAUCAGCUCCUGUACUUGUUCUAUUAUCUAAGAAAUGACUCACACUGCACAUUUCUCUACCAUAAUCACAGACAUAUCAAAUUUUCUCUUUA